GCAAAACAGUCUGCGUUGUUUCUCUAGCGCAUAAAGGAGCGAAAUAAAAAACAAUUAUUGUCAAUCAACAAAAUGGCAAGUGAAGAUUUAUUUCCAAAUGAGUUAACGGAGGAGACUGACUUGGCACAGGAGUUGCAAGGGAGUGAAGAGUUGAUGGACCACGAAAACGGCAACAACGACGACUACGAUGAUGAUGAGAAAGCGACUGACGAAGAUGGCACAACAACAAAUGUGGCCACCAAUGGCAAAGAAUUGAGUAAAACAACUACGAACGGUGGCAAGUCAGCUGAACACGAACAUGAAGCAAAAUUAACCCAGUUGCCUAUGGCUCGCAUUCGCAACAUAAUGAAACUCGAUCCAGACCUGCAAAUCGCAUCGAAUGAAGCUGUUUUCGCCGUAACCCGGGCUGUAGAAUUAUUUAUCGAGUCCUUGGCGCGCGAGUCCUUCUCAUAUACGGCACAGUCGAAGAAGAAGACUGUGCAGAAAAGAGACGUCGAACUAGCGAUAUCCGCCGUCGAUAGUCUUAUGUUCCUGGAUGGUGCCAUGAAUUUUUAAAUACAAUUCGCUUAUUUUAGUUAUGUGAUAAUAAAGUUGUUUAUAAGAAAAGGCCAUGUUUAGUUUGGUUGAAUUAUAAUUGGUAUUUAUUUGGGAUAGUGUCUGUUGUUCCACGAACAGUGAGAGAGAGAAGUAUGUAGAAUUAAAAUAAGUAUUAAAUUUUAUUCAUUCUAUUGUGAAUGCGCACAUUGAGGGUUAUAAUUUAUAAAUAAUAAUUAAGUAUGUAGUAUAUUAAACAAUUAUAGAUUAUCAUCAUUGAUCAGUUACCGACGUUACAACAUUCAAAUACGCAUUUAUAUUUUGUGUACAACGUUGAACGCUCUGAAUUUACAACGAAGCCGGGAGAAAAUUGGGUUUUUCUUUAAAUUUAUGUUUCUUCAUUUUUGUUUUUGUUUUGCAUGUUUUAUUUUUAUUGAAGCCGUUUUUCAUACUUACUUUGUCGUUGGGCGUUUCUGUUAUUUAUGCUUUAUUGUUUAUUUAAUUUGUUCUGCUCAUAAACUUAUUUGAAAAAUAAUUCCAAAACUUACGCUAACAUUUCUUUAGAAUAAUUAUAGGAUUUGUUUACUUUUCUUAUAUGGGGGUGUGUGAGUGUGUAUAAUGAUUUGUUG
Messenger RNA from Drosophila sulfurigaster albostrigata, 1163 nucleotides. RefSeq names its product DNA polymerase epsilon subunit 4 (gene PolE4). Gene Ontology annotation, molecular function: protein heterodimerization activity. The coding region runs from base 73 to 555 and encodes 160 amino acids. NCBI's taxonomy places the organism in Eukaryota, Metazoa, Arthropoda, Insecta, Diptera, Drosophilidae. Gene Ontology annotation, cellular component: epsilon DNA polymerase complex; nucleus. The record is from RefSeq and is a predicted model, not a curated record. The transcript has 2 exons.